Baudoinia panamericana UAMH 10762 is the source of this 3027-nucleotide messenger RNA. RefSeq lists its product as uncharacterized. Lineage: Eukaryota; Fungi; Ascomycota; Dothideomycetes; Mycosphaerellales; Teratosphaeriaceae. The coding region runs from base 1 to 3027 and encodes 1008 amino acids. Gene Ontology annotation, biological process: protein phosphorylation. The record is from RefSeq and is a predicted model, not a curated record. Gene Ontology annotation, molecular function: protein kinase activity; ATP binding. The transcript is spliced from 5 exons.
AUGGACGGGCUACUCUCCGCGAGCCAGGCCCAGGCGAUCGACUCCACAAAGGAGACGUUCUUCAACACCUUCAUCCCGGGCUUCGCCGAAUACGGUCCGGCGCCCACUCUUACCCGCAGCUUCGUCGCUGAAGCCACGCCAACGGGGAAGGCUUGGACGCUGUCAAGCCUCAACGCGCACCGUUCGACUAGUGGUGACGACGACGAUGUAUGGUGGAGAUCCGAACCCUCUAAUAUUCCGAAGCUCGAGCACACUGCAUGUCGCGAGAUUGUCGACGAAGACUUCGCCCUCGACGAGCAGGCGGCCAAUGAUACGCAAACAGUCCUUAACCAUCCCAACCUCAUCCGUAUGGUGGAGCACGACGGCUUCGGAACGUUGUAUACGCGCAAGGAGACGGCUUGGGAGUACUGCAAUGCCGGAACGCUUAACGGGCUACUUCUUGCCCACCAAGGGGAGGGAUUGCCGGAGUCGCUUAUCUGGCACACUCUGGUCUCGCUACUACAAGCAGUCUUCCACCUACGCACUGGUAGGUAUACUCUGGAGUCGGGACAAGACUCAACGCCUCUGCCCGGUUGGAAGCCUAUUGCGCACAACUGCAUAACCCCUGUGAACAUCUUUUACUGCCAUCCAGGUAAGACGAGCGGCUUUCGAGUGCCAACAUACGGCGACUGCAAACUUGGCAAUUUCACACAUUGCGUUGUGUUCAAGGGCGCACGCCAUUCGGUCACUUUGUUGGAACUACUUAACUCAAACACUGAUGGCGAAAGUACGGGUUACGAAGCGCCCGAACUCAGCAGCUUCCACCCUCAACCCAGCAUUCGUGGUUCAUCCGCAGAUGUCUGGUCUGUAGGCGCUGUGGCUGUGGCAAUGAUGCUGGGAGGUCGUUCACUUUGGGACUUGGUCAUGACUGAAAACAUCAAUGUCAUGAUGAUGUCGAGAAGAGACGAAGAUUGGCGGAGUGUGAACGCCAGUGAGAGAUUCGACAGGUUGGCCGCACUUUGUGGAGCUGAGAGUGAAGUUCUUCCGGAUGGCGGCCUGAGAGGAUCGACGGCGUUGGUGGAUGCACUACCCUUCGUUUACUCUCCGUCGCUCAAGAGUUGGUUGCAACGCAUGGUGCAUCCUUCACCGGCGGCGAGGCCAAGCGUUGAAGAGGUUCUGCGUGGUGUCACAGCGGCUUAUGCGAAGAUCAAGGCAGAGGCGGAUCAACAAGAAGGUGAUAUGGCGGACGAGUAUGUUGUGGAGGGCGAGCCAGAUCUCGUGAGAUGUGUCACUCCCGUGAAAUGUCCAGCCCGCAUGCUGAAUGCGCAGGUGGUAACUCAAUUUUCUCUUUCUAUUGCCUCUCGCCUUCCCUUCCAUACUAUCUGUCACUGCGCAGCCGUCCUCGCCAUGCUUGACGACGCCCUGCCAACGUUCUUCUUGAAGCCUGCAAACGAUGGCGUUGCUCAUCACCGCAAUCUUUUCCUUUCUCACCGUGGUUCUGAGAAAGAGCCAGCAUACACCUUGAAGCAGACCGACCCAGCCUCGCCACUACCCGCACACAAGAACUGUUACGGGGUGGCAAUAUUCGACGCAUAUAACCAAGACAUCCUGUAUGGCGAAGUACUUGCGCGGCCGGGUUGGACGCAGCCCACAUUGUCGCAAGAGGAUAUCAAGCGAAACGGUGGCGUCCCACCGCCCCCGGAGCCGGUCUUACCCCAUGAAUUCACCAUCCAACUUUACAAUCCUGACCAGCAGGUACGAGUAGAGCUGAAGGAAGGCCGUUGGGGCGGCAGCGACUCGUAUGAGUUCAGCAUGCCCAUCAACACCUUCCGCACGCCUUCUGCAUCAAAUCUGGACCGCGGUCAAUCCGAUCCAGCAAGCUUGGCUGUCACACCCAAGGUGCACUUUGCGUGGCGGAAGGAGAGCAAGCUGAGCAAGGACUUGACAUGUUUCAUGACGGGCAAGAGCACGGAUGUGCACGAGAAGAAGAGGAGUCGGCGAGAUCCAGAUAUCGCCAUUGCGCUGUGGCGGAGUUUGCGGGAGUUGACCGUCUACGAGCCGAACUUGGGUCGAGUAGAUAUGGAGGAUCCCAAAGGUCUGGAGAUCACUUUGCUGCUAAGUGCUGUCGUCAUUACGGAUCUCUAUUUCGGCGGCAAGGAUCACAUGAAGGAGACGUUCAACAUCGCAGACCUGCCGUCAGAGCGCAAAUUGAGCGGAGGUGGACGGAAGCUGUCCAACCCGCAACAGACGCAUAUCGGCUACAAUGCACCGAACCUGCUGGCUUCGCAGCCUGCACCUCCACAUAAUGCUGUGAAUGAUGCGAGGCGAACCCAGCUACCAAAACUGCAAACCACGCCACCGCAACCCAGUAGCGCACGGCCCCCUCCGAUGCCAGACCCGCGCGCAAACUGGGCCCUCGAAGCCGAGACCGCCCGCUUGCGCGCACAAGCCGAAGCAGAAGCGCGCCGCGAGGAGCGUCGGCGCAGAGAGCGCGAAAAGGCCGAUGAAGCCGAAGCGAGACGCCUACAGAAACAGCUCGAGGAAGAAGAGAAGCAGCGAUAUCGAAAACAAGCCGAAGUCGACAAGGAGACCGAGCGGCUGAGGAAGAUGUACGGUGUCCAACCCUUACCUUCGCAGCAGUACCCGCCUCAAGCCAACAGCUCGAGACCGCAGCAGGCACAAACGGGCCUUAUGCCGCCCCCGGUACCUCAACACCGUCCUCGCCAAAGUCUAGGCAGCAAUGGAUUGUAUAUGCAACCCUCGGCCAGCUCUAAUGCGUUGGUAAUGAGUGGUGCGAAUCCGCAUGCGAGCUCGUUGAACGUCAAUCCUGCGGGUGCGAAGCACAAGAAGAGCUUUUUUGGGUUAAGGAGCAUAGCACAAUAUGCAACCCCGAUCGCUUCUGGCAAUGGUUUUAGACAAGUUGCCGACUCCGCGAAGAAUAGUGCGAAGCACGAGAGCCCUGCCUCCAAGUGGUUACGGUGGGAAAGGGGCGCGUACAAUCCUGAAGGCACUGCACCCGACUGUCAUAGCGUAUGCCUCAAUGCUUAG